Bombyx mandarina (wild silkworm) is the source of this 4164-nucleotide messenger RNA. It is a transcript of the gene stau, whose product is annotated as double-stranded RNA-binding protein Staufen. The record is from RefSeq and is a predicted model, not a curated record. Gene Ontology annotation, molecular function: double-stranded RNA binding; mRNA binding. Gene Ontology annotation, cellular component: neuron projection; neuronal cell body; plasma membrane. Gene Ontology annotation, biological process: intracellular mRNA localization; germ cell development; protein localization to synapse. NCBI's taxonomy places the organism in Eukaryota, Metazoa, Arthropoda, Insecta, Lepidoptera, Bombycidae.
UUAACAUGGCCGCAUGUUGAACAAAACGAUUUUCUUUACUGUUUGCCAAAAUAAAAUAGCAGGGGCAUAAAAACAAGAGCGGAUUGAUGAUAGUUUUAUAACUGUGGAAAUAAAAACUGUUAAAUAUUGAAUUUAGUUUGUGUUGUGUCGGUGGCAGUGGAAGAUGAUGCAUCACCCAAACAUGCAUCAUCAGCCGAUGUCAGGGCACCCGCCGCAGCACAUGCCUGGACACCAAGCGAUGCCCGCACACCAUCAGAUGCCGCCCCAUCAGUUACACCGGGAGAACAGGCACGUAACGUUGACUAGGGUACCGCUGGGUCCAUCCCAGGCGGGCGGAGGGAUGGGCGGGCAUGGGCAGGCAAUGGGCGGCAUGGGCAGCAUGGGCAGCAUGGGAGUACCUCCACACCACGGACCUGCUCAGAGACCUCCGCAUCCGAUCAGACCUAUGCCACAUCAUCCACCAGGCCAACAUCACAAUGUACCACCGCGACUUCGUCGUCCGUAUAUGGGCGGCGGGUACGGUCCGGGCGGGGUGGUACCUCCCCCCUUCCAGCACCAUCAUCCGCCAACGCAACCCGCCCAACAAACUCAGAACGCACCGCCACGUCACACUGUUGCAGCAGGGUCGGUAUCAGCGGGUCCGGUAUCCGGCAGCGCGGCCGUGCCCGAGGCGAGUGCAAACGUGGGCGCGGCGCUGAGCGCGGGCGGCGCGGACUGCGCACCGGCGGCGGGCGACGGCGAGGCGCGUGCUCCUGCCGCCGCGGCCAACAGUAAAGAGAAGACUCCCAUGUGCCUGGUCAACGAACUGGCCAGGUACAAUAAGAUAAAACACCAAUACCGCCUCACAUCAGAAACAGGACCGGCCCACAAAAAAGUAUUCACAGUAACACUUCGCUUGGGUGAAGCUGAAGAAUAUACAGCUGAGGGCUCGUCCAUAAAGCGCGCACAGCACGCGGCGGCCGGCGCGGCGCUGGCGGGCACCGCCUACCCCCCACCCCCGCCCCGACCCGCGCCGCCACUCACCGCACUGCAUCAUCAUCACAGGAAUUCUGGUACAGUCAUGCCGACAGUGGAGCUGAACGCGUUGGCAAUGAAGCUGUGCCAGCCCGCCAUAUACACGUCGCUGCCGGCCGUGGCGGGGUGCGGGCGGGGCGCGCGGGGCCGCGGGUACGGCGGCGGCGUGUUCGCGCGCGUGCUGCCGGCGCUCGUGUACCGCGUGCGCGUGGACGUGGGCGGCCGCGCCUGGCUGGGCGAGGGCGCCACGCCGCAAGCCGCGCGACACGACGCGGCGGCGCGCGCGCUGCACGACCUGCGCCCGCACCCCGCGCCCGCCGCCGCCGCGCUCGCGCCGCACGAUACCAACGCCGCUACAGACGAAAACGGGGAAGGAGGUGAUUUAUUGAAUUCUGAAGUGAAGUCUCCGGUGUCACUUGUACAUGAGAUUGCUUUGAAACGAAAUCUCACUGUUGAUUUUGCUGUCAAAUCUGAGCGCGGACCUCCACAUAUGAGGGUAUUCGUGACGACAUGCACUGUGGGCGAGAUAGAGACGGAGGGCGAGGGCAACGGCAAGAAGGUGUCGAAGCGUCGCGCGGCCGAGCGCAUGCUGGAGGAGAUGCGGCACCGCUGGCCGCUCGCCGCGCUGCGCCCGCGCCCGCCCGAGCGCCGCCGCCCGCACCCCGCCAAGAAGAAGCCGCGCAAUCUAAUCAAGGAGGGCAGCGUGUGCAGCGGGUCCGGCGGCGGCAGCCCGGGCGGCGACAACCCCAUCUCCCGGCUGGCGGUGGUGCGGCACGCGGCCCGCGCGCGCUCGCCGCACUACGCCGUGCUGGAGGAGCGCGGCGCCGCGCGACGCCGCGAGUUCCUCGUGCGCUGCGACGCGCCGCCGCACUCCGCCACCGGCCGGGGACCCAACAAGAAGACCGCCAAGCGACGCGCCGCGCACAAUGUACUUUUAGCAAUGGAAAUGAUAACAAACGGCUCGACUGGCAACACAGCCACAGUCAACGGCUCCGAGCUCAGCACUAGCGUCUCUAGCGAUGGAAGUAAAUCUAAUGGAACCGAUAGCAAAAACAAGGUUAGCGAUACAGCGGCCAGUGAGACCCGACAGCCGGUUCCGGGCGUGCUACUCAUGGAUUACCAACAACGAGGAGGAACCCCACAAACACAAACGACUAACGGUGUCACCGAUACAGUUACAAAUAGCACUAGUAAUUCCACUCCAGCUGUGAGCAAUAACAGUACUACGACUUCGCCUGGGACGACGCCCGGAGCCAAAGAUCAGCUCAUGUAUCUCUCGCAGCUCCUCGGAUUUACAGUGCAGUUUUCAGAUUUUCCUAAGCGCAACCACGGGGAGUACCUGUCGCUGGUGUCGCUGUCGACGGAGCCGCCCGUGAUGUGCCACGGCGGCGGCGCCUCCACCGCGCACUCGCACGAGCAGUGCGCCCGCGCCGCCCUGCGCGCGCUCGCGCUCAUGGGGCUGGACGCGCCCGACCACGCCGCUGUUCCGAGUACUCCGAGCAAACCGAGCGUCGCCAUCACAAACGGAAUAACAGAGUGACGGUGUCUCCGCGCGGCGUGUAGUUGAUUAGAAGACGCCAUUCAUUCUCUCUUAUUUGGUUUUCUUUCAACUCGAUGGCAAUAUAUAGUGUGUGUGUGUGUGUGUGUUUGAUUAUGCGAGGACGUGUAGGGAUCGUGACACACGAGCGGUAACAAUCGAUAUCUUUAUGAUGUAGCACACUGCCCCCUGAUCUCGACUUCAUAAGUUUCAAUCUUUAUUUUCAUUUUUUUAUGUAUUUCAAAAAGAUUUGUUUUUUGUAUAUUAUAAAUAUCUGUCAAUUUAUGAAAUGUAAUAGUUUUUAUUUUACGAUUAAUUAGUUUACGAUUCGGAAUCUUUUAUCACAAAAUAGAUUUAAUUUUGUUUUCGGGACGAUUGUUUGAAUUAAUGUUUUUGACGUUUCAAUCGUUUCUCACAGUCGUCGAUUAGAAUGAUCAGAUAAAUUUAUUGAAUCUUGAUCGGACAUCAAGCCUGCCUACGAUAAGGCGGGCGAUAAUUAAAUUUAGAGUUUAUUAAUAUUUAUGAUAGUGAAAAACGCGACGCGUUCUGCGAAGUCGAACCGAGUGAUAAAAUUGAGAUUGAGCAGCUCUUGGCGGCCACCGGCAGAACACUGAUCGAUUAUUAUAAUAUAUUUAUCUCGAGUUUAUGCGAGUUUGUUUACGGAACAUUCGGUGGUCUGCUGCAGUCUCGACGAACGCUAAAGUUACACCAUGCGGCCAUGGUGUCCCCUUAGUUUAGCUAAUAGAAAUAAUCGCCGUAAUCCUUGUAGUUUAGCAAUAAUGUUAAGUUCUUUAGUCGUAUUGUGCGAGUCUCUGUAAUUCAGUAUUUUGCCCCGCAUCUCUGGUUUAUAUGUAUAAUAAUUUAAGGACGAACUUGGGUACGGCGAUUAGACCACAUGGCCUCGGUUUUAAAAUCACCACAGUUGUGCUUAUUAAAACUAUUUAUUCGACCCUAGCCUUUGAAAUGUUUAAUUGUAGAUCUACAUUUAUUCAGUCAGGCACCUUUGAUAUAAUAUUAAUAUCGUAGUUGCUUAUAUUAUUUAAUAAUUGUGUAAUUUUUGCAUGAACCCUAAUGAAUAUAGAAUAGCAACUAACAAAUAAUCUUACCAUUCGAUUAAAGGUAUUAUUUAUGUAUUUGUAAUAAUAUAGGUAAUGUGUUUUAUAUGGUUUAUCGGAUUCAGGAUGAUGUUAUUGCGCCGUCGAUCUAGAUAAUUUCACAUCCUUUUUUGUUGAUUGUACAUUUCACUGUAGCGGGUCUGACGUUUAAUAAAAUUCUUAUAAUUAUUAAGGAUACAGCUGUAAGUUCUCUGUCUUAUGUGAAGAGAAAGCAGUAUGUCUUUGUUCUAAUUAAACAUUUUAAAUCGAGGCCAUCGAAAGUAUUUCUUAAAGUUUCAAGUUGCAUAAGCAACUGAGCGUUAAGAAAUUGUUGAUAAAACUAUGUUAUUGGUGAUUGUAAAGCCGAAAAGUGUUUUUAUUUAUUUGUUUAAAGUAACUAAUACAUAUUUUAUUAUCGUAUGGUAGGAGUGAUUCCCAACCAAACUUGUGCUUUUAGCAAUGUAUAUUAAGGACAAGAAUAAAAGUUGAACACAAAUCGAUGUUUUAUUUUGAAGGUUA